This is a messenger RNA of Pogoniulus pusillus (Red-fronted tinkerbird), 3570 nucleotides long. It is a transcript of the gene OPN3, whose product is annotated as opsin 3. NCBI's taxonomy places the organism in Eukaryota, Metazoa, Chordata, Aves, Piciformes, Lybiidae. Gene Ontology annotation, cellular component: plasma membrane; photoreceptor outer segment. Gene Ontology annotation, molecular function: G protein-coupled photoreceptor activity. The record is from RefSeq and is a predicted model, not a curated record. The transcript is spliced from 4 exons. Bases 74 to 1258 code for a protein of 394 amino acids. Gene Ontology annotation, biological process: G protein-coupled receptor signaling pathway; phototransduction; cellular response to light stimulus.
GUGUCAUGGAGCGAGGAGCGGACGGAGAGGUUUAUCCCUGUUCCAGCUGAGCUAUGAGUGGCGAGCCUGAGCCAUGCACUCGGGGAACAGCACGGACACGACGAACGAGCCGGAGCCUGAGGCAGCGGAGCAGGAGGUGCCGGGCGAGCAGCCCCUCUUCAGCGCCGGUACAUACGAGCUGCUGGCUCUGCUCGUCGCUACUAUCGGCAUGCUAGGCUUGUGCAACAACUUGCUGGUGCUGGUACUCUAUUUCAAGUUCAAGCGACUCCGCACGCCCACCAACCUUUUCCUCAUCAACAUCAGCCUCAGCGACUUGCUGGUGUCCGUCUGCGGCGUGAGCUUUACCUUCAUGUCCUGCCUGAGGAGCCGCUGGGUGUGGGACGCUGCUGGCUGCGUCUGGGACGGCUUCAGCAACAGCCUGUUCGGAAUUGUUUCAAUUAUGACUCUUACUGUCCUUGCCUAUGAACGCUACAUUCGAGUAGUCCAUGCAAAAGUGAUUGACUUCUCUUGGUCUUGGCGUGCUAUCACAUACAUCUGGAUCUACUCAUUAGCCUGGACUGGAGCACCUCUUUUGGGCUGGAACAGAUAUACACUGGAAAUUCAUGGACUAGGUUGCUCAGUGGACUGGAAGUCGAAAGACCCCAAUGAUACCUCCUUUGUGCUCCUAUUUUUCCUUGGCUGUCUAGUAGCUCCUGUUGGGAUCAUUGCCUAUUGUUAUGGCCAUAUUCUAUAUGCAGUAAGAAUGCUUCACUGUGUGCAAAACUUCCAGACUGUUCAAGUGGUCAGACUUCUGAAAAAUGAACAAAAGGUGGCUAAAAUGUGUUUCUUAAUGAUCUCCAUGUUCCUUAUUUGUUGGAUGCCCUAUGCAGUGAUAUCCCUCCUAGUAACAUAUGGCUAUAGCAACCUUGUAACUCCAACAGUAGCUAUCAUCCCAUCUUUCUUUGCCAAGUCAAGCUCUGCUUAUAAUCCAGUCAUCUAUAUCUUCAUGAGUAGAAAUUUUCGACAGUGCCUUUUGCAACUUCUCUGCUUUCGCCUGAUGAGAUACCAGAGGACCAUGAAAGAGACACCAGCAACAGGGAGUGACAGGCCAAUACGACCUAUAGUUACAUCUCAGAAAGCAGGGGGCAGGCCAAAGAAGAAAGUGACUUUCAGCUCUUCUGUCAUUUUUAUUAUUGCUAGUGAUGACACUCAGCAAAUAGAUGACAACGAUACACACAGCAGGACUAAAGUAAAUGUUAUCCAAGUAAAGCCACUAUAGUGAUGAGCUAAAGAGAAGUGAGAAUACAAUGAACUUCAGCCAGUAGACAUAUGUUGGAGACUGGUUUUGGUGGCAGUGUCUGUGGGUUGCCAAAGGAAACUGCAUUCUUAACCUGUGAAAUACUGAAGGGAUUCUGUCUCUGAAGCUCUGCUGGCAGUUUGGUUUUGGUGACAGUACUGAAAUCUCUGCAUCUAUGCCAAAAUCAAUGGUGGAUGAUUUUACUCUGAGAUUUCUUCAAGCAUAUUGUAGGCUUGCUGUUCGGGGAAACUUGACCAGGCUGGAGGAAUAUACUGACAGAAAUGUUAUAAAGUUCAGCAAGGGUAUGUUCAAAGUUCUGUACUUGGGAAGGAAGAGCAGUGCUGCAGCACAGCAGGUUGGGUCCUGACUGCCUGGCUUGCAUCUCUGUGGAGUCUUGUUGCUUAGUGAGCAGGAUGUGAGCCUGUACUGUGUCCUGGCAGCAAGGAAGGGCACCAGCAUCCCAGGCUAUAUUGACAGGGUUGGAGCCAGCAAUCUGGAAUGAUUAUGCUCUUGAUUUAGUUCUCAUUAGACUACAUGUAGACACUGUAUCCAAUUUUGAAACCUCAAUGCAGGAAAGAAAUCUGUAAAUGGGAUGAGUUCAGUAGAGUCUCCAAAGAUUGUCAGGAGCUGUGGUAUUUGGCCUGUAACUGGAGACUGGAGUUGCUGCAUUUGGCUAGCCUGGAGAUUAAAUAUCUUCAUGGGAACCUGACAGCAGCCUUCCCAUGGAGAUGGGGAGAUUCUUAACAAGAUGGAUCCAGGCUUUUCAGGACAAUUUAUAGUGGAAGGAUCACAGAUAAGAAGCAUGAACUGAAACAAGCCUUGGAUGGGAUAUUAGGUGAAGGUUUUUCACCUCAAGGGCAGCUAAGUAGUGGAACAAGUCAGACUAGAGAUUUCCUGAGAUUCUUUCUAACUUCCAUUAUCCUGUGACCCGUGAACCGACAGUGUUCCAAGCACAGAGUUCUCAGGGAUGGAGGAACAUUUGAAACUGACUGAAUUAGUACUUUGCAGGGUCAGUCAUGAAAAAAGUCAUGUCAGCAAUGACUGGGGUUCUGUUUGAAACAGAAGCCCCUAGAGUGCUGUCCCUAUGUGCUCAGCAAGUCAUUCUCUCAGUGCUACCUGGUAGGACCUCUGAGUUACAUAGUGAGGAAAUCAUGCAAACCAGAGCAGCAAUGAAAAAGGGUGAGUGCAAAGGGAGAUUUGGAUGUUUGUGUUGGACCUUUUGGGUUUAUGAUACCUGCUUUAUGUAUCUUUAUCUUGCAUCCAUUUGUUCUGUACAUGGACCAGGAGCAUCAUCCUAUGUUAAUCCUGAACCUGCUCUGGCACUUUGAAAAUAAUGUUUAGAGGAGAGCAGAGUCAUUUUUUCCUAAGUUGCAGCAUAAGUGGUAGAGCUAAGUAAAAGAAUAGAUAGAGAGACAGAGAUUAAAAAAAAACCCAACAUUAUUUUCCUCCUCUCAUCUUUGUAAGUGUUGAUGAUGCAAAACAGUCAUGAGAUUCUGCUGCAGACAUGCCUUCCUGUCAGUAUUGGGUGAAUAGCUUAGAACUAGUUUUGAGUUACACUGCCUGAUUCUCUACCACAUCCAUUGCACCAGUGUAAUUUCUGCCUCAGUCUGCUAAAAGGGCAGUGUGGAUCUCUGACCUGCAGCUUUUCCCUAUGUGUGAAAGCUGUAAGAAAAGCAGUUAUGAAACCACUUGUUUCCUCUAGGGACAAAUCUUCGGAGAGGUAUAAAAGGAAUAUGCUGCAUACGUGCUGGCAUUGUAGCCUUUGAUCCUGCCAUCAGGAAUAAAACUUCAUAAAUAAAUAAAAUCAGGGUGUAAAUAUAGAAGCUUAAAGAACAACCUCAGCUCAGAACAAGAGACCAACUUUGAGCUUGUGCCUGUUCUUUCUAUGCACACCCCUCUAGAGCUUCAGCACUGGUGAAUUGGCUCUGUCAUGUUUCAGCGAGCAUCUGGAGUCCACUCAGGUUUCUGGAUUAAAUCAGAUAAUCUGAGUGAAAACAGAUGAUAAAUACUUGUCUUUGUUUCUUUUGUCUUUGUGAUUUUUGUUUUGCUAUUAAUAAAUUGUUUCACCAUGUCAGAGAUCUGUCCUUGCUCAAGCAUGUUCGUUGCAAUGUUGAGAGCUAAGCUUUCAGCCAGUGAUCACUACAUCUAUGCUUGUUUAAUGCUUAGGAAGGGAGAAAGAUUUAUAUUAGCAUUCCAUGUAAUAGUUCCAUUCUUUUAACAAAACGUUUGGCAUUUUAGUGUUUUCUGUGUAUUGGGCUUUCAAUGAGUGAUUAAAUGCACUUUAUUUAUAUCUA